AUGGCCACACCACAAGUCACCAAAGAAAAACCAUCAUCUUCUAAUAAUGUUAUUGUUGAUGCUAUAGAAUUUUGCAACAUUGUAGGUGCACUAGAAUAUUUAACUUUCACUCGUCCGGAUAUCACUCAUGUUGUUCAACUCUUCACCGAGCCCACUGUGACAGAUUUAAAGGGGUUGCGCUACCUUUACAACACUUUCCCUUCCUUGUAUGGGUUUAGUGACGCUGAUUCGGUUGAUUGUACUAUCACAAGACAAAGUACUACAUGUUAUUGUGUCUUUAUUGGUGCUAAUUGCAUAUCUUGGUCCUCUAAGAAGCAAUCCAUUGUUUCUUGCUCUAGUACUGAAGCAGAAUAUCGCUCCAUGGCUCACACUGUUGCCAAGCUAACAUGGAUCACCUAUCUCUUUCAUGACACAUGUGUUUAUCUUCCUCGUGCUCCACAACUAUUUUGUGAUAACAUUAGUGCUCUACAUAUGACAAUUAAUCCGGUUUUUCAUGCUUGCACCAAACAUAUUGAAUUUGACUAUCAUUUUGUUAGUGAAAAAAUAGCCAUAUGA
Molecule: messenger RNA, 555 nt
Organism: Cicer arietinum (chickpea)
Lineage: Eukaryota; Viridiplantae; Streptophyta; Magnoliopsida; Fabales; Fabaceae
Source: RefSeq, a predicted model, not a curated record